GGCGGGGCGGUGCCGCCGCUGUUGCCGUCCGGUGCCGCAGGAGAAGGUCGCCCGCCCGCCCGCUCGCUCCGGGAGAUUCCCAGGAUCUCUCUCAGCCGCUCGCGCCGUCCCGAGCACUCGGGGACAUGUCGAGGUGGGCGGAGGCCCGGUGGGCCGGCGCCAGACGGCGGACGGCGGCCGCGGCACACGCGCCCUCCUCGAGCUUUCCCCGGAGACGCCUCCCUUUACACGCGCCCCGAGCCUGAAGGCGCUGCCACGGCGAGGAGUCACCGAUAGGGAGCAGGACGCGCCGCUGCUGCACGGGAGCUGCACGGGAGCUGCACGGGAGCUGCACGGGAGCGGCCCCGGGAGUUUCCCCGGCCGGGGGAGGGAGGAUGAAGCUGCUGGAGAACUCCAGCUUCGAGGCCAUCAACUCCCAGCUGACCGUGGAGACCGGCGACGCCCACAUCAUCGGCAGGAUCGAGAGCUACUCGUGCAAGCUGGCGGGGAUCGACAAGCAGCUCUUCAAGCAGUUCUGCCAGGAGGGGCAGCCCCACGCGCUCGAGGCCCUGAGCCCGCCCCAGAGCUCCGGCCUCAGCCCCGGCAGGCAGGGGGAGGGCCCGCUCAGUGACACGUGCAGCCGCAAGACGCUGUUCUACCUGAUCGCCACCCUGAACGAGGCCUUCCGGCCUGACUACGACUUCAGCGCUGCCAAGAGCCACGAGUUCAGCCGGGAGCCCAGCCUCAACUGGGUGGUGAAUGCCGUGAACUGCAGCCUCUUCUCGGCCGUGCGCGAGGAUUUCAAGGCGCUGAAGCCGCUGCUGUGGGACGCGGUGGAUGAGGAGAUCUGCCUGGCCGAGUGUGACAUCUACAGCUACAACCCGGACCUGGACUCGGAUCCCUUUGGCGAGGACGGCAGCCUCUGGUCCUUCAAUUACUUCUUCUACAACAAGCGCCUCAAGAGGAUCGUCUUCUUCACCUGCCGCUCCAUCAGUGGCUACGCCUACACCCGGCCGGACACCGGGACCGAGCUGGACAUGGACCUGGGAGAGGGCGACACCGAGAAGGGCGACAGCGGCGACCCCGAGGGCGGCGGCAUCGAGGGGGACAGGCUGCAGGUGAUGUGCAUGUGAGAUUCCCGUCGGGAUCCGAGACACCGGCAACGGAACCGGCAACGGGAACGAAACCAGCAAUGGGACUGGAAAUGGACUGGGAACGGAACCGGGACCGGGACCGGGAACGGAACCGGGACUGGGACUGGAACCUGGACUGGGAACCAAAUGAGCACUGGGAACGGAACUAGGAAUGGAACCAGGACUGGGAAUCAAACCAGGAACGGAACCAGGAACGGAACCAGUACUGGGAAUGGAACCAGCACUAGGAAAGAAACCAGGAACAGAACCAGAACUGGGAACGGAACCAGAACCAGGAAUGGAACCAGAACCAGGA
Molecule: messenger RNA, 1428 nt
Organism: Serinus canaria (Common canary)
Lineage: Eukaryota; Metazoa; Chordata; Aves; Passeriformes; Fringillidae
Gene: MAF1
Product: MAF1 homolog, negative regulator of RNA polymerase III
Exons: 8
Coding region: 375-1112 (245 amino acids)
Biological process (GO): negative regulation of transcription by RNA polymerase III
Cellular component (GO): nucleus
Molecular function (GO): RNA polymerase III core binding
Source: RefSeq, a predicted model, not a curated record